CGGGGUCGCGGGUGGGUGACGCGGCUGUGCGGCCGCUUCCGGUGCGGCGGUGCCGGGCGGGUGAGGAGAUGAGCGGCGGGAGGCGGCGGGAGGAGGCGGCGCACGCGCAGCAGCACGCGGUGGCCAACGGCGGAGCGGGGGCGCGCGGGUCGGUGUGGGGCAAAGCGCUGCGGAGCGACUCGGCCUGGAACGACAAGGACGAGUUUUUAGAUGUGAUCUACUGGUUCCGACAGAUCAUUGCAGUUAUUCUGGGAGUCAUCUGGGGAAUAGUUCCACUGAAGGGAUUCGUGGGAAUAGCAGUAUUCUGCCUGAUCAAUGCUGGUGUUCUGUACCUCUACUUCAGCAGCUUCCAGCAGAUAGAUGAGGAGGAGUAUGGUGGGACGUGGGAGCUGACAAAGGAAGGAUUUAUGACAUCUUUUGCACUGUUUCUGGUGGUGUGGAUAAUCUUCUAUACUGCCAUCCACUAUGAUUGACAGUCUGCAGCUUUUGCCUGUUGAUUCAGUCAUCAGGAAAUCAAGGAGGUUUUAAUGAUGAUUGUCUUGAGUUGGACUAGUGGGAAGGUGAGGGAAGUGACAUCAACUUCCUUCUGCACCAGUGGUCUGAUCAGCCUGAAGGAGCCCAAGUCUUCUGCUGGAGAAGUUUGUCUCCCUUUUAUAUACUCAUUAAUUGUUGGAACUAUUAAAAAGCCAUUGGAAUUUUUGAAAGUGGUUCAAGACUGUUCAGAUUUUGAACUUCCUGUGACUAGCCAGUAACUCUAUCAAGCUCCUGUGUGCUGAAGUUUGAAUCUGUUAAUUUAAUGUAUGUAUGCCCUUCUCUUUGGAAUCUGUAAUUAAAUCCUGACUUGUCUUCCAUUGCUGUCCUUUAGACAAACAGUUUUUAAAAAGCAGUUUUAGGGUAGGAGGAAUGCACUGCAGCAUCCAGGACAUGAGUUGAGUGGCUGUCCAUCCUUAGCAUGUUUUUUGUAAUAAUCAGAUCUGAUUUGAUUAAACAGACUCUAUUGUUACCAUUUCUAAUAUUUUUGUUUUACUUGCAAACCAGUCGAUUACCAGAAUUUUUAAAUGGUCUUUGCUGAAGACAAAUUUUUAAGCAACUUUGCUAGAAAAAAUUGUGUUUCAUUUCAUUAACAAAGAUUUAAUGCAAGGUGUGUUUGGGGGGGGCUUAGAAAUUCCAUUGCAUUCUGCUGGCCUGGCUAGUAAGUUGCUAGCAUGUACCUCAGAGCUUGGUAGUCUUGAAGGACACUCAUUCUGAAGAAACCUUUUUAAAUAGUAAGCAUUUAAUUUGUAAUUUUUUUUUUUUAAACUCUUGAAUUCAACUUGUUAAUAAAUGCAGGAGACUAAGACACAAUUGAGGCAGCUAUUAUCUUAAAUGCAGAAUUACUGACUUGCAGAUCAAGUGAAGUACAGAGCUUCUGGUUUGUGAGGUGCUUUUUAUGAGCUGACCACGUCACAGCUCAGUUCCUCCCUAGUCACACCCAGCUGGUGCAUCACUGGGGGAGUCUCUGCUUUAAGGUAUUUUAAAGGACAUUUUGUCUCUCAGAAACACUUCUUGGGAAACACGCACAGUUCUUGUUACUCUCAGAUGAUCCUAUAGUCUUGUUGCCCUCUGGUCCUUGCUUUUCUAAACAGCUCAGGCACCCAGAAAGAGUCCUGACCUCCAGCUGCCUUAUAAUGAGGAGUUGAUGGUUUUAGGGAGUGCUUCUGAGCACCUGCUGCUUCUCUUGGAAGAACAGCCUGGUUCUCAGACCUGAGUAUGCAAAGCCAGGGACCUGAGUGGGGGCUCCACUUCCAUUCUUAGCAGGGAAAAUGCUGUCUGCUUUUGGUGGAAAAUGCACACCUGGCUGUUCUGGGCCCUUGGGAUGCCAAGGGGAGAGUGCAAUAGCAGACAGCUUCUGCUACUUGUGAGUUGCCAAUUAAAGUAAAUUAUCUGCCCAGUGUUAAACCGUGACAUUAUCUCAAAUAAAAACUACUCUUACUUGCUCCUCCCCAUCCUUAAAUUCUCAGUCUUUUAGUCUUACACUUCAUUUUUCUGUUCUUUCAGCUGAAAGCAUUCAUUUUCCACAAGAAUUGCACAGCCUGCUAGUUCUAGGUCACCCUUUCCUACGGGCAUCUCUGCAUCUCAGCUACCAGUAAAAUCAGUGUAUACUUGAAAUGCUCUAAUAAAUGUCACCUGGAUAAUCCACUGUGCA
Calypte anna (Anna's hummingbird) is the source of this 2185-nucleotide messenger RNA. It is a transcript of the gene RAB5IF, whose product is annotated as RAB5 interacting factor. Gene Ontology annotation, biological process: mitochondrial respirasome assembly. Lineage: Eukaryota; Metazoa; Chordata; Aves; Apodiformes; Trochilidae. The transcript is spliced from 4 exons. The record is from RefSeq and is a predicted model, not a curated record. The coding region runs from base 69 to 473 and encodes 134 amino acids.